UCACUAAAUAGACUGACAUCAACAUGAACCAGUGGCGAAUAAUAUUACUGAGUGUGACAUUAUUGUGGAGUCUACAAACAGCAUUAUCACAAACCCAUGAAGUGGUGUGUCCUGGUACCCAGAAUGGACUGAGCUCCACAGGCUCUCAGGAAAAUCAAUACAACCUGAUUAAGGAGCGGUAUGAUGACUGUGAGAUCAUCAUGGGAAACCUGGAAAUCACUCAGAUUGAGAGUAACUGGGAUUUCUCUUUCCUCAAGGCAAUCCGCGAGGUGACUGGCUACGUCCUCAUUGCUAUGAACCACUUUCAGGAGAUUCCUUUAGGUCAACUGCGGGUCAUUAGAGGAAACAGCCUUUAUGAAAGGCGCUUUGCUCUCUCUGUCUUCCUCAACUAUCCCAAGGAUGGCUCCAAUGGCCUGCGGCAGCUGGGCCUUGCUAACCUGACAGAGAUUCUGGAGGGAGGAGUGCAGAUUAUCAACAACAAGUACCUGAGUUAUGGCCCCUGGAUCUUCUGGCAAGAUAUCAUCAGAGACAACAGUGCUCCUAUUGACAUCCAGUACAAUGGAGAGAGGGGCCCGUGCCACAAAUCUUGUGGUGAUUACUGCUGGGGGCCAAAUAAGAACCAAUGUCAGAUCUUGACUAAGACGGUGUGCGCUCCACAGUGUAAUGGCCGCUGUUUUGGGACAAGCCCCCGGGACUGCUGUCACAUAGAGUGUGCAGCGGGAUGUAAAGGCCCUCUAGAUGUGGACUGUUUUGCAUGUCGUCAUUUCAACGACUCCGAAGCCUGUGUGCCCCAGUGUCCCCAGACUCUGAUCUAUAACAAGCAGACGUUUCAAAUGGAGAACAACCCUAAUGCCAAAUAUCAGUACGGCUCCAUCUGUGUGUCUCAGUGCCCCAUCCAUUUCGUGGUGGACGAUAGCUCCUGUGUGAGCGCCUGUCCUCAAGACAAGAUGGAGGUGGAGAGAGAAGGCCAGAGGCAGUGUGAGCUCUGCAGCGGACUAUGCCCAAAAGUUUGUGAAGGUACCGGUGCUGAACACAGGCAGACUGUGGACUCCAGCAACAUCGACAGCUUCAUCAACUGCACCAAGAUCCAGGGCAGCCUUCAUUUCCUGGUCACAGGGAUACUUGGAGAUGACUUUAAACAGAUCCCACCCCUGGAUGCCAAAAAGCUGGAAGUGUUCCGCACUGUCAGAGAAAUAACAGAUUUUCUUAACAUCCAAUCAUGGCCCAGAGAGCUGAAUGAUUUGUCUGUUUUUUCAAGUCUCACUACCAUUCAAGGGAGGUCGCUCUACAAGCGAUUUUCUCUGAUGGUGAUGCACAUUUCCACCCUUACCUCACUGGGUCUGCGCUCUCUCCGAGAGAUCAGUGAUGGCAAUGUGUACGUCAGCCAGAAUGCCAACCUCUGUUACCACCACACUGUAAACUGGGCACAGUUGUUCAGAGGCCGCAGAAUUCGCAUCAACAACAUAAACAACAACAGGCCACUGACAGAGUGUGUUGCAGAAGGCCAUGUGUGUGACCCACUGUGUUCAGACUCCGGUUGCUGGGGACCAGGACCUGACCAGUGUCUCUCCUGUAGGAACUACAGUCGUAAUGGCACAUGUGUGGGCAGCUGUAAUUUUUAUACCGGCACUCUAAAGGAAUUUGCAGGGCCUGAUGGAGAGUGCAUUGCCUGUCAUUCAGAGUGCAAGCCUCAGAUUGGAGAGCCCAGCUGCACUGGACCGGGUGCAGAUGAGUGUGUUGCUUGUGCCAACCUUCGAGAUGGUCCUUACUGCAUGUCCUCUUGCCCCACUGGAGUAAACGAUGGACAGAGGGGGCUGAUCUUCAAAUAUCCCAAUAGAGACGGUCACUGUGAACCAUGUCACCACAACUGCACUCAAGGAUGCUCAGGCCCAGGAUUGAAUGAUUGUUUAGAAACAGUCAUACUGGCAAUUAGUAGUGGUCAGAUCACAGGCAUAGCUUUAGGUGUGCCGGCUGGUUUGAUUUUCUGCCUGGUUUUGUUUUUCCUGGGUGUGUUGUACCACCGAGGUCUGGCUAUCCGCCGCAAGAGAGCCAUGAGGAGGUACCUGGAGAGCGGAGAGAGCUUUGAGCCACUGGGUCCAGGAGAGAAAGGUACCAAGGUUCAUGCCCGCAUCUUGAGGCCCUCAGAUCUGAAAAAAAUCAAAGCACUCGGCUCUGGAGUUUUUGGCACAGUGCACAAGGGCUUUUGGACUCCAGAGAGAGAGACAGUGAAGAUCCCUGUGGCCAUUAAAACCAUCCAGGAUAGCUCCGGUCGACAAACCUUCACUGAGAUCACAGAUCACAUGCUGUCUAUGGGUAGCCUAGACCACCCCUACAUUGUUAGGCUUCUGGGCAUCUGUCCAGGUGCCAGUCUGCAACUGGUGACCCAGCUCAGUUCCCAGGGCUCCUUGGUGGAGCACCUCAGGCAGCACAAGAACAGCCUGGACCCCCAGCGCCUGCUCAACUGGUGUGUGCAGAUCGCUAAAGGUAUGUACUACCUGGAGGAGCACUGCAUGGUGCAUAGAAACCUGGCUGCCCGCAACAUCCUACUGAAGAACGACUACCAGGUCCAGAUCUCUGACUAUGGUGUAGCAGAUCUCCUUUAUCCUGAUGACAAGAAAUAUGUCUACACAGACACCAAGACACCUAUUAAAUGGAUGGCUCUUGAAAGCAUUUUGUUUCGAAGAUACACUCAUCAAAGUGAUGUUUGGAGUUAUGGCGUGACAGUGUGGGAGAUGAUGUCAUAUGGGGCAGAGCCCUAUGCGUCUGUGCAGCCUCAGGAGGUGCCGAGUCUGCUGGAGAAGGGCGAACGUCUGUCUCAACCCCACAUCUGCACUAUAGACGUCUACAUGGUCAUGGUUAAAUGCUGGAUGAUUGAUGAAAAUAUAAGGCCGACCUUCAAAGAGCUAGCCAGUGACUUUACUCGAAUGGCAAGAGACCCACCUAGAUACCUCGUCAUCAAGGUGGAAGGAGGAGAAGCUGCCUCAGAACAGAUCCAUCGAAGAGAAUCAGAGCGAGGGCUUCUAGACGCAGCUUUGGAUGACCAAGAUGAAGAGGGACUAGAGGAUGGUUUGGCUACUCCUCCUCUUCAACACUCUCCAUCUUGGAGUCUGUCGCGUUCAAGGAUUAGUUCUUACAGGAGUGGCACCUCUCAGGCCGGACCAGUUGGAUACCUGCCAAUGACCCCUAGCCCUGUAGACAGCAUCCGCCAGCUGUGGUUUCAGAGGUCUCGUCUGAGCUCAGUGCGAACUCUGCCCGAGAGGUCAGAGGUCAGGGGGAGUGGCAGGGAGGCAGAGCUGUGUGAGGAAGGUUUAAGGACCGGGAGUCUUCACAGGGCCCGGUUUGGAUCUGAAAGGGGCAAUCCCCAUAUCAACCGGCACAGGAAGCUCUCAACAGCAUCAAGUCCAUCUUCAUAUAAAGUGUGGAUGGCAGGGGAAGAGGAGGAGGUGGACCAUUAUGGUUAUGUUCUUCCUGGUUCACCUGACACCCCAGACAGAGUCUGCAGAGUUUCUCAUGCUGGACGAAGAAACUCAAGAUCAACCAAGAACAAUCCGUCUCUCGUGGUGAUAAAUCCCUCCCAUGAGUACGAGGUCAUGAGCAAAGAGCCUGGUGCUCCACCUUGCUCGACAGCAGGCGACUCAUCACAGGUAGAUGCCCUUUCAGUUGCACUUUGUCGUAAAACCUCGCCUCUACCUUCUCUGACCUUCAUAGCGCCAUUACCUGCAGAGGACACAACACAUUUGGAAAGCCUGACACCAGCUGUAAGGAGUAGGCAAGUAAAUGAGGAUUGUGAGGGAACAGUAGCAGAACAAAGAGACUCUGCAAAGAAACAUCAGCUCACUGGGGACUCUGAGAGUGAGAUCAAAGUUGUGGAUGACCAAGGACAGGCAGUGCAAGGGAUAGGCAGGUACGAAUACAUGGACAUCAGACGCUCUGACUCUACAGAGGGACAGGAUCAAGCACAUGAGAGGCGUGGGCAUCAAACAUCUGCAAAGAGUGUAGCAGAGACAGACGGAACAGACGGGGCAGAGGAAAGCCAAGUAGUGGAGGUGUUGAAAAAAGAGCACCAGGAAGAAGAGGAAGAGGAGAAGAACCACUGUACAAAUAAACAACCCACACUUGAGGGGAAUCUCAGCAGUAUGGUCAUGCCCAGGCCAGAUGUGCUCACAGCUGGGGGGGAGAAGGUAGAGGAAUAUGAAGAGAUGACCGGAUUUGGAGUGGUAUCCAGUGGGUGGGAACAUGCAGACUACCAGAACCUGCCAGUGAAGGGGAGGGCUGUUUCUGAGGACAUGGGCAGUGGCAGUUGUGCAGGGAUCGGGGGAUACAUCAAGGUGUGUGCUGGCAUGGAAUCUGGCAGCAACACAUCAUUUGACAACCCAGACUACUGGCACAGCAGACUGUUCCUCAAGCCAGAUGCUGUACGUACUUAAGAAUGUUCACUGGGACAGAGACACAGUAACUGCUGCAGUUACUUCAGGUCUACAUUUGUUUCUGUUUUUAUA
Molecule: messenger RNA, 4499 nt
Organism: Scomber scombrus (Atlantic mackerel)
Lineage: Eukaryota; Metazoa; Chordata; Actinopteri; Scombriformes; Scombridae
Gene: erbb3b
Product: erb-b2 receptor tyrosine kinase 3b
Exons: 28
Coding region: 24-4427 (1467 amino acids)
Biological process (GO): cell surface receptor protein tyrosine kinase signaling pathway; positive regulation of cell population proliferation; protein phosphorylation
Cellular component (GO): basal plasma membrane; signaling receptor complex
Molecular function (GO): neuregulin binding; neuregulin receptor activity; ATP binding
Source: RefSeq, a predicted model, not a curated record